Molecule: messenger RNA, 2272 nt
Organism: Suillus clintonianus
Lineage: Eukaryota; Fungi; Basidiomycota; Agaricomycetes; Boletales; Suillaceae
Product: Lecithin:cholesterol acyltransferase-domain-containing protein
Exons: 20
Coding region: 122-2182 (686 amino acids)
Biological process (GO): lipid storage; triglyceride biosynthetic process
Cellular component (GO): cytoplasm; perinuclear endoplasmic reticulum
Molecular function (GO): phospholipid:diacylglycerol acyltransferase activity
Source: RefSeq, a predicted model, not a curated record
CAUGAUGUAAUUGGCAUUUCGGCUAUCAAAUGCCUUGCGUUUGAACUUUGUUUGCUUGUUCUGCAUUAACUUUGACGGUGACUUGCACAAGUUGCAGCAAGAAUAGCACUUGACAGGAGCCAUGUCCACCUUCUCGCAUCGGACAAGAACUUGGCCAGCGAGCGAUUCAGAUGCAAUCGAGCUGAGUGACACCGGAAAGCAACAGGAACAGCCGCAGCUAGUACAUGAUGCGCAGUUGGAAGCUGAACAUCAAGCAAAGUUAUUCGAUGCCCAGAUACACAAGAUGAAGAAAGAACGUCGGUUCUUCGUUAAAGCUCGUUUCCUGUUCCCUCUCGGAAUCCUGCUUGGAAUAUUAUUGGGCUUCGUCCUCAUCCAGCCUUCGGACUUGCAGGAUAUUCACAGCAACCUUCUUCUCAUCAUGGAAGAGUACGACAUUUCGCUCAAAAUACCAGAUAUUGAUUUGUCACGCGUCGAAUCAGAAUGGAGACGUUUUCGGAGCAAUAUCCCAGAGGUUUGGAAGCUGAACAAUGACGGACGCGAGUUUCAGGUCGGGGAGGCGAUGAAGGCGCGAGGCUUGACGGCGCACUAUCCUAUCGUGCUUGUGCCUGGCAUCGUAUCCACAGGUUUGGAAUCUUGGUCUACUUCGCCCGACUAUCGAACUUUCUUCCGCGCAAAAAUGUGGGGUGGCUUCAAUAUGGUCUCACAAGUGACUUUCAAUCGUGACAAGUGGAUAUCAGCGAUGAUGCUCGAUCCGGUCACCGGUCUCGACCCUCCAGGUGCCAAAAUACGAGCUGCAGAAGGAAUAGGUGCUGCAAGCAGCUUUAUGACCGGGUACUGGCUUUGGUCCAAGAUCGUUGAGAAUCUUGCUGUUGUCGACUAUGACACGAACAAUCUUCACUUAGCCCCAUAUGACUGGAGGCUCUCCAUGUGGAACCUGGAAGAACGAGAUGGAUACUUUUCAAGGUUGAAGUCCACAAUAGAAGGGUUCAAGAAACGACAAGGCAAGAAGACCGUGAUUGCAGCACACUCAAUGGGCAGUACAGUAAUGCUAUACUUCUUCAAAUGGGUUGAGUCUCCCGAACACGGAGGCGGCGGACCAGAUUGGGUAGAGAAUCACAUCGAGUCCUACAUUACCAUCGCAGGGACACAUCUAGGCGUGGCAAAAGCUAUGGCUGCUUUCUUGUCCGGUGAAAUGAAGGAUACGGUGCAGAUGAAUCCUGCGGGCGCAUACGUGCUCGAGCGCUUUUUCUCGCGAAAGGAGCGGCAAAGGUUAUUCUGUAGUUGGGCUGGCAGUGCCAGCAUGUGGAUCAAGGGAGGAACGGAUAUUUGGGGCGAUGCCAGCUGGGCGCCAGAUGACGAACCUGAAUCAUCACAUACUCAUGGUGAACUGAUUGCGUUCAGACAAGUAGCCAUGCCACUCUCUGCGCAUGGUAUCACUCCAAGUGUCGAGCCAGCACAGAACAUGACGGCUGAUGAGGCAAGCACAUGGAUCUUGGAGCGUACUCCUUCAACAUUCCAGAAAAUGCUAUGGGCUAACUACUCGUUCGGCAUUGAGCGGAAUGUAAAAGUGCUCAAGAAGAAUGCCCUAGAUCCGAGGAAAUGGACAAACCCUUUGGAAGUGCAGCUGCCGAAUGCGCCUUCCAUGAAGAUAAUUUGUGUUUACGGUCAUGGAAAGGAAACUGAAAGAUCAUACUGGUAUGCUCGUGGACCACACGAAUACGACGAAUCGUUCGUAGAUGUUGAGCAUUCGACUUGCACCGACCCCACCGACAAAUGCAGCCACACACCACGCCCACCAUUAGAUAUGCCAUUUUCCAGGAUGAACCGGAUAGACGCUGACUACACGCACGAGACAACGACGCCCAAGGUGCGUAAUGGCGUGAAGAUGGGUGAAGGGGAUGGCACAGUCAGCCUACUGAGCCUGGGAGCGAUGUGUGUAGAAGGCUGGAAGAGACCAAGAUGGAAUCCGGGAGGAAUUAAAGUUACGACUGUUGAGCUUCCUCAUCAGCCCGCCCCAAACAUUCCCCGGGGUGGAGCAAAUACUUCAGAUCAUGUUGACAUCCUUGGGUCGACAGGUCUGAAUGAGCUCAUCCUGAAAGUCGCCACUGGUGCCGGUCAUGAGGUCGAGGAUCGCUUUGUGUCUCGCAUUCAGGAGUUUGCUCGGCGAGUGCGGUGGGAUUGACCACUGAUUGUUUUGUAGUUUAUUUUUGCACAUAAUAUCACGUUUUAGAAGUGUUUCAACACAUGAUGAAACAUAGAUUUUUCAUGGUGA